Molecule: messenger RNA, 1464 nt
Organism: Oppiella nova
Lineage: Eukaryota; Metazoa; Arthropoda; Arachnida; Sarcoptiformes; Oppiidae
Source: the annotation of a GenBank genome assembly
GCGGUGGUCUGAUGUGUGACUCGACUGUGGACUGCAUUCAACUCGCAUUGCAUUCAACUAUUUCUCUCUCUUUUCUGAUGAACUCGUGUUCAAAACAAUGCGUUAAAUAAGUCCUCAAAAUAUAUCGCAUUUUGUUUUAAUUGUGUUUUAAUUGUCAAACCUUUCGGUCAUAUCAUAUGAAAAUGUUUCACAAACUACUUCUAAUUGUCUUACUAUUGGUGCCCAUAUCUGUGAUUCUUCAGCAGAACGGACUUUCCAACUCUUUCUAUGCAAUGGCUGCGGACGAGCCCAACACUGAAGAGGCGGCCGAUGUCGUGGAGGGCGAAGAGGAGGCCAACGUCGAGGACAGCGAUAUCUUGAAAGCCGGUGAUGACGGCGACGACGACGAUGGCGAGUCUGUGGUGUUGAAGCCAUCGCCAGAUAUCGACACAUUCUUCCUCUUCACAAAACCCGCCCAAAGCUCGUUAGAACUUCCGGCCGGAAAAGAAGUCCACUUUUUGGUUGGUUUCGCCAAUAAGGGCGCCAAAGACUAUGUGGUCGACUCCAUGGACGCCUCCUUCAGAUACGCUCAAGACUUUAGUUUUCACUUACAAAAUUUCACAGCAAUCGCUUACAAUCGUCUGAUUAAACCGAAACAAGAAGUGACUCUCGCCUACCAGUUCUUCGUGAGCGAGGCCUACAGCGCCCGACCCUAUGGUUUCACUGUUAAUCUCUUUUACAGAGACGUUGACGGCAACCAAUACUUGAACGCAGUGUUCAACGAAACCCUAUCUAUCGUCGAAUUGGAUGAAGGAUUAGACGGCGAAACCUUUUUCUUAUAUGUCUUUUUGGCAGCUGUUGUCGUCUUGGUUGCUGUCGCCGCUCAACAAUUCUUCGUCUCAUUCAGCAAAAAACACAUUUCAUCGGCGAAAGCAUCGAAGACGGAGACCGGAACUUCUAAUCCAAAUGAUGUCGACUAUGACUGGUUGCCCGAAGAGACCCUCAACUCACUCAAUAAGUCGCCGAAAGUAAGACAAUCUCCGAGACAGAGACGAGUAAAGCGAGGGACGGGUUCUGCAGAUGACUAGACAUUAGUGCCUAAUAUAUUACUCACGAAAUUAGAAAAAUGUCUGAAAUUAUCUAAAGUAAUAUCCAGUCAUUCGUUACAAAGAAAACGUGUUUUUACUGUCAUUUAAAUCCAAUCACUUAAAUCCAAUCACUUUUUAUGGAUUCAACGAAACCAAUGAAUGCAUUCCAUUUGAAUUGACUUUAUUUUGUUUGUUUUUGUGCCACAAUUACAAUACAUUUUGGUUUUAAUCAUACUCUCGAGGGAUUUGUCAUUACUUGAAAUUAGAUUAGAAUUUAUUGUUUGAAAUAAUCAUUGGAAUUAUUAUAAGGGAAUGAAUUGAUUGAAAUAUAACUCAUAUAUUUACAGUAAAAGUCUAUUCAUAAUAAUAAUGAAUUUCAUAUAAUACACGAGAUUAU